UUUUGCAAUAACAAAUAUGCAUAUACAUUAUUCAUCGAAACUUUCGUAGCUUCGUUUGAUAAGAUAAUGGUGAUUACUGCGUCGGUUGUGUCACGGCAUUAGAUUUAAAUCUGGGUUAACUCGUGUUAAACCACACAAAUGAAAGGAGAAAGGUGGUUGUUGCUGAAAAUGAUCGAUUGAAUUUUAAAGUUCAACUCUCAGUGUUUGGUAUUUUGGGAGUGACUCAUUGCAUGAAGUCAUCAAAGAUUGUUUGAAGUAGUCAAUUUUCGUGUAUCCGACUCUCUAUAAAAAGGAAAAAAGAUGCCCCGGAAUGCAAGAAGUAGAGAUAACAUUCUAGCAGCAAGUAAUUCAAUAGCAGAAGAGAGCAAUAUAGUUGAAGGACGGCCAGAUUGGCUUGAAAAUGAUCUUGUAUGUUUGAGUCAGUCUCCACUGGAGGUGCAGCUAAAAGCUAUCUUGGGCUCAAAUAUUGCUGAUUCAUUCUUGCACCCAACAAUCAAAGAUAAAAAGAAGGUGAAAACAGAUGCAAAGUUUCUUUUGUCAAGAAAUCAAGGUUCGCUAGAUGCACACGAGAUUUGGCAUAGCCUAAGAGCAAAUUCAAAACUAAAACUUUCAAAGGAAGAAAAUGAGCUCUUGAGUCAAAGUUGGCCUCACGAAAGAAAAAACGUUGCUGAAAGCAAAAUUCUCAGGCAAAUCCAAUUUAGCAGACACCGAACUGAUCUGAUGAAUCGUGUAUCACAAAUCAACAAAGUCAAGACGAAAGAAAUGCUGAAAGAUUUCUUUUUGACAUCGUUUGAUGAAGAUUUUUCUGAUAUUGCGAACACCCAAAGGAAGGAAAAUUUAGCUGCUGUAUUACUGCCACUGCAAGACGAGCUAUUCUCAAGAGAUUUGAAGAGAGAGACUCAUACUGUGGCCGAAAAUGGCUCAAGAAUAAAGUUUGUUAGCGAGGAAGACUGCCGCUUCUCAGGAAGCUUUCGUGAAAGAUUGGAAGAUAUUGGUGUGUCCUGCAACAUCGGUAUCUCAAUGGCCGAUAAGGCCUUCAAAAGUAGCAGCAGCAGUUAUUCAAUGCGCAGGAAGCCUGAUUAUAAAACUGAACUUGGAAAUCGGAAAGCAGAAACUUCGUUCAAUGCCAAUGACAAACUGCGCAAUGCUGAUUCACUUGCAACUGAAAAUGGAGUUAUUAACGUCACAAGUCAAACCCGCAAAGAACUAUGGGAACCGCUUACAAUGGAAGCUUUGAUGCUGGAUGGCAGGCAAACAAUCAAUGUUAAUGCGAAAGAUUAAUUAAAAACUUAUUUAAUAUCUUUUUUGUAAACUAUAUGUAUUUCUAUUUGUAAAUAUUUUCAAAAAUAUAUACAAACUACUGCCUUAUUUUGAAAAAUUUAAGAAGACUAAUUUACCUCGUAAGUUAUUGAAAUGAA
Molecule: messenger RNA, 1418 nt
Organism: Rhopilema esculentum
Lineage: Eukaryota; Metazoa; Cnidaria; Scyphozoa; Rhizostomeae; Rhizostomatidae
Source: RefSeq, a predicted model, not a curated record